Cladophialophora immunda is the source of this 1421-nucleotide messenger RNA. RefSeq lists its product as uncharacterized. Lineage: Eukaryota; Fungi; Ascomycota; Eurotiomycetes; Chaetothyriales; Herpotrichiellaceae. Bases 135 to 887 code for a protein of 250 amino acids. The transcript has a single exon. The record is from RefSeq and is a predicted model, not a curated record.
AUGAUUUGCAUGAUGCAAGUGCUCUUUCCACGAUCUUGGUGAGAAUAUUCCAAUUUCCGACGUUCUGGGACUCGUCAACCUAAGCAUUCCAACAAGACCUAGAUCAGUCGGGGUACGGCUGAGCUUGACAAGCAAUGGCCCUGCUCCGCUGGCUUGACGACACCAAGAACCCAACCCUCUGGAUCAUCGCCAUCUAUCCUCUCCUAAUAUUCCUCGUCGGCCUUCUCUGUCACUUCAAAAUGAUUCAUUUGGUCCGGACCCUCCCACUUGUUCCGGAAGAACCUGCAGAGAAGGCGGAAGGAACCGGAUGUUCCACGACUGAAGACACAUCAUUUAAAGAGUACGACGUGGAAUCGGCGACUUCUGUGAAUGAUAUCACGCAGAAUCCCAACCUUUUGGCUGAAAGUGAUCCUGCGGUCACGGGUCCGGAAACUCGAGAACCACCGCCUGGAGACGGGGAUUCGAUGCCCGCGAACGUCGAGCACGAAACCGAAACAGUCUCUCGCCACAAUCAUUCCGAAUUCAUCAAAGGCGUUCUGCUGUACUGCCUCCAAUUACUUCUGGCCCAUCGCGUGGGAGUCCUGAUCUCCAGACAAGCGCACGAGACUCGCCGCCUCACAGAUAUCCUGAUAGGAUUGCUCUCAAUGUCGGCGGUCACCAUCAUGCUGCUGAUAUCCCCGGCGUACCUGGGCAACGCCAGAUUCCUGACCCUCCGAGGGUACCGAACAAGCGAAAAGCAGACAUUCCUCAACGACCCGUCGGAUCCCUGGGCGAGCUUCUACGCCGUCUGUAUCCUUUCGUUGGUGGUGCCGUGGUUGCGGCUUCUUUUUGGCUUCUAUGUAUGGUGGAGCCUCGGAGAAAAGAGUGGUUGUCAACACAGCAAUUGAGGAUCAACGUGAAAAGAGACAAAUUUGGUACCCAAUCACCAGUCUUUGCCGCAGCAACAUCGGAACCUCUCGAAACUCGAAGGGAAUACUUCUUCGACAACAUUGUGGUGGGAACAUUGGGCAUUAGAAGAAGUUCUUUGCAAGGCAUUCGGAAAGCUAGGAUUGUCCUUGGUGAUAGGAUCAACCGAUCGGCAAAGACACUUUAUUCGCCAGAGGGAUGGGUAUGGGCUGGAAUGGAGAGGGGGCAUUACGAUAUCUUCCUCAUAGGCGUCCGUGAUUUCGGGGAUCUCUCCCAGGUCUUCGUGACAGGCAUCUACUGAACUACCUGUCUCCCUCAUCCUCCAACAAAGCCCACGUCAAACUGCGGAAGAUUAUCGUGCAACUGUGUUGCAGAAUUCAACACUUGAGCACCACUGCCGUAGCUGCUCGUAAAUAAGCCCUCAAAGGCAUCGCCAGGGAGACCAAAGCCAGGACCGAGUAGCUCAUCCACAGUGUCAAAGCCCAGAGGAUCAUCCCACAACGGCAAAGCCCCAC